AUGUCUCUCUCUCUUUUGGUCGCUUUCGUCGCGAAAAAACGGAAAGGCUUUGUCGAUUGUGUCGCUCGUUCUCGCGAAUGUCGCACCGCGACACGCCCGCGUCGUUCCCGACACGUUUGUUUCUUUCGUACUCACAACACGUGUGUCCUCAAAUACUUAAUUGAAAACAACAUUUUAAACAGAAACGCGCGAAGCUCUGAUUUGCUGGAGUUGUUACGAGAGGCACCGAGGGAGGCGUACUCGUUGCAACAACCCGGGUGGCCUUCGGAGUUGAGGAAUUUGACGAAAGCGCCGUUGCCAAAAAUCGUCUUGGAGAGGUACGAGACUCGCGAGUCGGUGUGCUUUUGCGGGUGCUUUCCGGAGAUAUCCAGGGCGUGGGCGACUGUGGAUGAUUCUUUGUUCUUGUGGCGGUUUGACGUGGACGACGACGUGCCGAUUGAGUUGACGGAGGAGUUUAACGGGCAACCGAUUGUGUGCGUCGGGUUAGCGGAUCCCAGGGAAGGGGUUUUUAUAAGUCAGAUUGCGAAGAUUUUAGUCGUGUGCACGACGGUGGAGAUAAAGAUGUUAGGGAUAGUUUCAGACGUGAGUCACGUCACUGCGAGUAAGGAGGAUACGAAUACGAAUGGAAAAAGUGACAGAAGAGAUGCACUAAAUGGCUCUCGAGGGAAGAAGAAGAAAAUCGCGUUUGACGUAAACGCGCCUUUGUUGAUUCGCGACACGACGUUUUCGUGCCCGACGGAUGCGAUCGUGUUUAAUCAAAUUUGCGGAUGUUCGAGAACAGGAAGGAUUUUCUUAGCAGGGAACGAUUCGCACGCGUACGAGCUGAAGUAUCACGGUGGCGGUGGCGGUGACAUGACGCUAGCUUCGAACGGAGGGGGGUCGAGUAGCUCUUUUUUCAGCCGAGGCCAGCCGAGGGUGAGAAAAGUUAAAUUUUCAUCAUCUGGGUUUUCGUAUUACAUCCCGAAUUCGUUGAACGUGUUCAGCGUCGAAGACCCGUUGUUGCAAAUCUUAUGCGACGAGGAGCGGAAUAUUUUAUACACCCGCUCGCAAAACGGCGCCGUGCGAGUGUACGAUUUAGGCGCCAAGGGAAUGGACGCACCUAGACGCGUCGUCGAGGUGAAUGAUAUCGCGCAACUCGCUGGAAGAGGAAUAUCGAGUGGCAGUAGUUAUUACGGGAACGGUUCGAGACGAUCGAUGUAUAAUGGGGGUGGAAAUUCGAUGUUUGAAAACCGAUCCCCGUCGUACGGCGGUUCUCGAGGCGGGUACGGCUCUCCUCGAUACGGCGAUUACAGGAGUCCGUCUUCGAGUGGGCGGUACGGCCAAGGUUCGCAAACAACAGAGGCGAAGAAGAAAGCAGGAAAGCUGGUGCACAUUGCCAUCGUUUCCACUCAGGAAUCCGCGAGCGUGACUUUAGUAGGCGUGUGCGCCGACGGGCGACGCGUGUAUUUGACCGCGUUGCCGUCGCCGUCGAGCUACGGAAGUUAUUACCCAUCGUCGUAUCACCGUAUUAGCAAUGGAUCGUCGAACAGCAGUGGAAGUAGAUAUGUCACUCCGACGCGUUUAUCUGUGGUGGAGACGCGCGAUCCUCCCCCAUCUGGCGGCUCUUCUGCGAGAGGAUUAACCUCCGCCCGAGCUUUACUGGACGCCUCGGCGAACGCGCUCGAAGUCGAAGCCGCGCACUACUACAACGGUGUUUUGCUCUUAUCCGACAGCAGCUCGCACGACGAGUCUAGUAAAUUAUUCUUAGCCACGCGAGACGCGAUGUUGCCCAUGCACUUGCAACUCCCGCCGCCGAUGACGGCGCCGCGCAAUACCGGACCGGCGAGGGGUUUGCGAGAGGUUGUGCAAAAGCCCUCAAUUUUAGAAGGUCGCGUCGCGGCAAACGUAGGUGCUAUCGGUGAGUUGCCGAUGCCCUCUAGAAUUCGACGGGAUUUAGACCCACCGUUUCCAAAGGGCACGCCAGCUUCAGUCGUCGAACAAUUUACCGGCUCAAAGUUACGAAGCGAACUCGUCGAGCAAAGCUUGUUUCGAAGCAAACGCAGGAAGUUUGCGCUCGUGACGAACAGUGGCGUGGUGACGUUUGAGAAAGCGCGACCGAUCGAUACUUUGGCGACGUUGUUGCAAAACAAAGUUCCUGAACACAUCGAAGAGUUCUUCUCGUGUUAUGGACCAGUUGAAGCGGCGAUCAUGUGUUUGACUUUAUCCAUCGCUUCGGCGGUGCAUUUAGGAUUCGCCGAGCCUAUUCCGCCGAGCGUUAGGGAUGCCGCGAGACGGGCGUUCGAGGAUCCGAGAUUCACCGGAGAACCGAGAGUGGAUAGCGAAGAUGCCGACGUGAAUGGUACGAAAGGUGCGAAUGGACAAAAUGACGAUGCCGUGGUAAAAAAUCUGGAACGAUCGUCCGCGGCGUUUAACAUGGGUCGCGCCAUCGUGCAACCGAGUUUGCACUUCUCGUCCGCGCACAAGGCGAUUCAUUUGUACGUUGCGCGAGCGGUUCAAGCGAUCUGGGAGCGACCAUUAGCAAUUGCCAUUCGCGAAUCGCAAACGGCAGAAGCGGCGAACGCGUCCUCUUCCAACAGAUACGGGUACGAUACCUCUCGCUCCCCUUUGCGAUUCGCCUCGGACGCGCUUCGCUCGGCGGCGCGGUUUAUCGGCGACGAUUUAAUUUUACAACUUUCCGUGGAACCGGAGACUUUAGAAACCAUCGAACAGCGGUUGCGACCGAUUGAAAAGUAUUUGCAGACGAGGAAACCGAGAACGUCGAGUCAGUUGACGCCGGCAAAGAGGAGAAAAUUAGCGCUCAACGCUGCGAGGGAGGAAGAGAAUUCGAUGGAUGCGCUCUUAGCGCUCGUUUCGAGAGCUUCGCAGGCUAUUUGUUUGUUGAAGUUAUGUUCAGAAACGGACGAUUUCGAGUCCGUCGCGGCGGCUUUGCCGCACGAAACGCGCGUGACGCUGACACAGGUGCGCGUUUAUACCUUUUUACUUUUUGUUUUUCUCUCCUUUCCGCUCAAAACACACACGCGCGUAAAAAGAAACGAUGAAAGAGGCGCGUUGAUGAUUCAAUCAUAUAAUCUGUCAAUCAGAUGA
Molecule: messenger RNA, 3084 nt
Organism: Bathycoccus prasinos
Lineage: Eukaryota; Viridiplantae; Chlorophyta; Mamiellophyceae; Mamiellales; Bathycoccaceae
Exons: 2
Coding region: 1-3084 (1027 amino acids)
Biological process (GO): transcription-dependent tethering of RNA polymerase II gene DNA at nuclear periphery; RNA export from nucleus; protein localization to nuclear inner membrane
Cellular component (GO): nuclear pore inner ring; nuclear pore
Molecular function (GO): structural constituent of nuclear pore
Source: RefSeq, a predicted model, not a curated record